Molecule: messenger RNA, 666 nt
Organism: Penaeus vannamei (Pacific white shrimp)
Lineage: Eukaryota; Metazoa; Arthropoda; Malacostraca; Decapoda; Penaeidae
Source: RefSeq, a predicted model, not a curated record
AUGAAAACUGAAAGUGAUUUCAAGUUGCCUGUGUUUAUGCAUGUUUACCUAUACACAGGAGUACUAAAUCUUACCGCCUUUGCUUGCAGGCAUUGCAGUUGCGUUCCAAUGGGGCGCCUGUUCAUGCCGACGGGACCGGGGCGGUGCUAUGUCUCCAGGUUCUCCAAGGCCUGUCUGGCGAUCGUUUCAUUGAUGAGCCUCUUCAGCUGCUGGCUCUACCGGGACGCCUUCGUCGCCUCCGGAGACUCGGCCAAGCAGCUCUCCGCACAGCUGCUCAGGGACUUCCCCGUCAAGACCUUCCUCAAGUACUGGGAAGACCACGGAGGAGGUGCGACAGCAGGAGCGGAAACGGGAGCAGAAACAGAAGCGGAAACGGGAGCUGGAGCAGGAGAAGAAGCAGGACGUCUUGCGGCAGGCUCUCCACCAGACUUCCACGACAAGAUGUUCACGCCCGUGCUGGAGGCGUUUCGGAAUCCGGACGGCCGGGAUGGGCGGAGGAAGAGCUUCAGGAGCGGCGACGUCCCUAAAGUCGUGGCCUACAUCGACAAGGCUUUUCUGAAGACGAAGUGGUUCGUAGCGCACGUCAGAGACAUCCAGGAAGGCCAUUGUCCGUUGCCUUGUACAAUCACGACGCAGCUGAGGAUUAUACGGGGUUUGAGUAGGUAG